This is a messenger RNA of Peromyscus leucopus (white-footed mouse), 1839 nucleotides long. RefSeq names its product zinc finger protein 331 (gene Znf331). The record is from RefSeq and is a predicted model, not a curated record. NCBI's taxonomy places the organism in Eukaryota, Metazoa, Chordata, Mammalia, Rodentia, Cricetidae.
AUGGCCACGUUGCGUGCUUACGUGGCCAUGAAAUGUCACAGAUCCUGGUUACUGAGACCUCAAAAGGAGAGCUCCUUCUUAGGUCAGGAAUGUGGGAAAGCCUUUAGUCGCAGGUAUCAUCUUAGACAGCAUCAGAAAAUUCACACUGGCAAGAAGCCCUAUGAGUGUAAAGACGGUAAGAAAGCCUUCCGCUGGUGGAAUCAGCUUACUCAACACCAGAAAAUUCACACUGGAGAAAAGCCUUAUGAAUGUAACAACUGUGGAAAAGCCUUUCGCUGGGGUUCGAGCCUUGUUGUUCAUAGGAGAAUUCACACUGGUGAAAAACCAUACUUAUGUAAAAACUUUGGGGAAACCUUUAGAUAUGGCUACAAACUCACUCGGCAUCAAGGGCUUCAUACUGGGGAGAAAGACUGUGAGUGUAAAGACUGUGGGAAGACUUUUAGUCAUCUCUAUAAAUGUAUGCAGCACAAGAGAAUUCACAGUGGUGAUAAGCCCUAUGAAUGUAAAGACUGUGGUAAGGUCUUUAUUUGUAGUUCCAGCCUCAUUCAGCAUAAGAGAAUCCACACAGGUGAGAAACCCUUUGAAUGCCAAGAGUGUGGGAAGUCCUUCACUAGAGUCAAUUACCUCACUCAGCACCAGAAGAUUCACACUGGGGAGAAACCGCAUGAGUGUAAGGAAUGUAGGAGGGCCUUUCGCUGGGUUUCAAGCCUUAUUAAACAUGAAAGAAUUCAUUCAGGUGAGAAGCCCUAUAAAUGUACAGAAUGUGGUAAGGGCUUUAAUUAUGGCUAUCACCUCACCCAACAUGAGAGAAUUCACACUGGUGAAACACCUUAUAAAUGUAAGGAGUGUGGGAAGACCUUUAUAUUUAUAUGGAUCAACCUUCUUAAACAUGAGAGAAUUCACACAGGAGAGAAACCCCACAAAUGUAAGGGAUGUGGGAAGGCCUUUAGUUACGGCUACCAGCUUAAACAGUAUGAGAAAACUCACAUGGAAAAACUGUGUAAAGAGUGUGGAAAGAUUUACAAUAAUAUAAACCAUAUCAAAGAACAUCAGAAGACUCACACACAUUGGAAACAUUGACUAUAAAGAGCAAACCAAGGCCUCUCGCCUUCAUUCAUUCUUUCCUUGGUGAUUAAUUUAUCUUAAGAAAGUCUUCGUGGUCACUUGCCUAUUUGUAGAAUAUCAGAAGGCAUACUAGAGGUGAAUUUGAGAGAGUGUAAAAGUCACUUUUCUUAAUGAUCAUAUUCUUUCCAUAUUGGUGUUUUUACUGAAUAAGUUGGUUGAGUAAACCCACAAAAGCCAACCAAUACCAUUCUACCUUUUAUUACAUUUCAGGUUCAUUCUAGGGGGCAACCCUGCUCAUGUGACAUUUGUGGCAAAGCCUUUAGUCUUGGCAUAUACUGUACCAGCUAGCAUCACCAUUCCACCUAUUUGCUCUCUGUGAGACACUCAUAAGCUGCUCCUUACCCCUGAUAAAUCCAUCAUACACUGAAGGAGAUCAAUUGAAAAUGCACUUAAGACACUUUACCAGCCAAACACCACAGCUUAACCCAGCCUGUCUCAAAUGUGCUCAAAUCAUGCCCUUUAUCCUACACUGGGCAAAAGCGUCUAACACAAAGUCUAUUCAGUAAUAAAAUACUGAGUAUCUCCAUAAUUUCUUGACUAGUAGCCAGGUAUGGUAGCACAUGCCUGUAAUCUCAAGAGGCUGAGAUGGGAAGAUUGAAAGUUCAAGGCUAGCCUGAGCAACAUACCAGAUUCCAGACUAGCCUACAUAGCAUGACCCUGUCUCAAAAAAAAAAAAAAAAAAAAAAAAAAAAAAAUUGGGAAUAUUUGUUAAAA